CAAGGGGAGUAGGUGGAAGACAGAAUUCAAGACGUUGGAGAAGACUGAGAAACACAUUAAGCGUUCAGAAAAAGGUGAGUCGCCGAAGGACAACUUGUGGGAAAUGAAGUGCUGAAAUGAGACUGAAAGACAGUCAAGCAAUCUGGGCCAGACUCUGAGACUUUCUCCACACACCACUGCCUGCCUCCUUCAUUCACAACACAAAUGCAGGAAGGCAGAGAGGAAGCUGGGCGACAGAGAUCCGCAAGCCGCUCCGCUUAACAGUACGGCGCGACCAGGCAUGCGAGCCCCCCCAGAAGAAGGCAGGAGGUUAACCGCUGACACGGACCCCAGAGAAGAGCAACAGGGCAGAUAUCCUCAACAAAACCACCACAGAUGUCCGGGGAAGAAACGGUGAGGAAGAUUCGCAGCUCCAGCAGACUCCUGAGGGAAGGGGUCCCAGAUGCGGCGGUCCCUGCGCGGGGCCCUGGGGUCGGCCCGCGGGGGCUGCGUCCUCAGGUGGCUGGGGGUGAAGGUGUGCCGUAGGAGCGCACUGGUUGUCGUUCUGGUCUGGCUGGUCUCCUGGCUGUUCCUCAACAGCCUGGUGUUCGUUCACAGAAAUAUGUUCUCUGACUUCUGCACCGACGACAAGAGCAAACAGAUUCUGCAGAGGGUGUGUAAUGACUAUCAUCAGGGAGUGCUGACUGGCGACCUCUGCGAAGACCUCUGCGUGGCCGGUCAAGUGGAAUACAAACGCUGCCUUUAUUACGAGAACGGCAAGAAGGUCAUGGCCGCCAACUGGCGUGGGGUGCCUGUCGUGCUCAAAUCCAAGCUGGAAAAUUUCUCCUCCUACGAGGCGUUAGCUCUGCUUGAUUAUCAGGACGCUGCAGGAGGAGCGGGUGGCGAGGAAGAGCUCUCGCCCCUGGAUGUCAUCUUCUACGCCACCCUGGAGAUCAAGAACUCACUCGGCCUGGAGACGGGAACUAACCUGACACUGCCCCGGUUGUGGGGCCAGAGGCUGAAGGAGAAAGAGCGGACUUAUUCGCGAGCUGAGCUGGCCUCGCUCUGGGCUCUCCUUCAACAAGAGGAGUAUACUUUCCUCCGGGUACUGCAAGAUUUAACCCAUCACGUGGCCAAGAUUCUGGGCUCCUGCGGUCACUUUUACGCAGUGGAGUUCUUGGCUGCUGGACACGCGUGGGACCAACAUAUCUUUUCUUUGGAGGAGCUUUCACUCAACCCUUCACCGAGCCCAUGGAGCGGAAGGGAGAGGAGGCUAACAGCAAGAGAUAUGGUGCCCCGGGUGGCCUUGAGCUUUUUAGAGAUGGUGGAGCAUUUUGAGAACGACUUUGCCCAUCGCUUACAUCUCUGUGAUAUCAAACCAGAGAACUUUGCUAUCAGGAAGGACCUGACGGUGGUAGCAAUAGAUGUGGACAUGGCUUUUUUUGAGCCUAAAAUGAGAGACAUACUUGAGCAGAACUGCACCAGUGACAACGACUGCAACUUCUUCGACUGUGUCUCCAAGUGUGACAAGAGUAAAAACAGAUGUGGCUCGAAACGCAAAAACAGCAACCUUCAGGUGAUCUGUGAGAAGAUCUUCAGGUCUUGGUUUUCUCCCACGCUCCUCGGUGAGAAAGCAGGGCUCCCCCUGCAGGUGGAGCUACAGAGAGCCGUGCAAGAAUGCGGAGAAAUGGAAAGCGGGGAGGACACGGGCCGCAGGCGGGCGGUGAGACAGCAGCUACGAGGACUCCUCAUGGAGCUCAUUGAGGAGGACGCAGGAAGCCAAGAAGUCCAGGAACGCAAGAGAUGCGUCCACACCGCACUUAACUUUUGAACAAACGUGGCACAUAAAUAGCUAUUAAAGGACGAUUCAUGUGCAAUGCUGGAGAAAUUUCAGAUUGUGAACUAGAUUGUAGACUUUUAAAACAUUGCUUUAUCUUUAGCAUCAGAGGUUAUUAUCACUUAUAUUAAGGGUGCAGAUAUGCUUCUUAUCAUAGGCUCUCACGGAUCAUCUCAGAUAAUGUUUCUCAUGUUUAUUUGCUGGAGAGAAAUUGUCUCCCUUUGAAUUUCUACAAGCGUUUCAAUAAACCAAGGCUUAGUCAUGA
Messenger RNA from Triplophysa dalaica, 2081 nucleotides. RefSeq names its product divergent protein kinase domain 1C (gene dipk1c). NCBI's taxonomy places the organism in Eukaryota, Metazoa, Chordata, Actinopteri, Cypriniformes, Nemacheilidae. The transcript has 4 exons. The record is from RefSeq and is a predicted model, not a curated record. Bases 443 to 1810 code for a protein of 455 amino acids.